UCUUGAUGCCGAGGGCGGAAUAUAAGAGAGAGAGAGACUCUUCAUCGCUACAAUCUGAAGAGCUCUGAAGAGGUUAGUGGCAAUUUCCGGCCUGUAGCAGAGGUGUGACGAAGAUUUUUAUUCGUUAUCCUUCAGUCUUCAGCAGAAUGUCAAGAUACCUGAUUCUGUUUAUUUUGCUGAUGGCCCUAGCAGAAAGCAUGUGCACCGGAUACGGCGGAUAUGGCGGAUACGGCGGAUAUGGCGGAUACGGUAGAGGUUAUGGUGGCGGCUAUGGACACGGGUACAAACACGGACACGGCGGCUACGGUGGUUAUGGUGUAGGACGUGUGUACAUCGUCUAUGGUAUCUAUGGUGGUUAUGGUGGCUACGGACAUGGACAUGGAUAUGGACAUAAGCAUUACAGACAUGGAUACGGCAAAUAGUGUAACAUUUGCCUUCGUUAAUAAAUAAAACGAAUUCCCUUACAAAUGUGA
Molecule: messenger RNA, 473 nt
Organism: Zootermopsis nevadensis
Lineage: Eukaryota; Metazoa; Arthropoda; Insecta; Blattodea; Termopsidae
Source: RefSeq, a predicted model, not a curated record